Messenger RNA from Vombatus ursinus (common wombat), 8307 nucleotides. RefSeq names its product bromodomain and WD repeat domain containing 1 (gene BRWD1). Lineage: Eukaryota; Metazoa; Chordata; Mammalia; Diprotodontia; Vombatidae. The transcript is spliced from 38 exons. The record is from RefSeq and is a predicted model, not a curated record. Gene Ontology annotation, cellular component: nucleus. The coding region runs from base 1248 to 7739 and encodes 2163 amino acids. Gene Ontology annotation, molecular function: protein binding. Gene Ontology annotation, biological process: cytoskeleton organization; regulation of cell shape; regulation of transcription by RNA polymerase II.
ACAAAUCUAUGGAAAAUUCCCUUUGAAUUAUGUAAAAUCAUUGAAGGGAUGCAAAAGUGUAAGUGUAGCUUCUGAAGGAAAACUUUGACAAAAAAACUGACAAGGAUGAAUAACGUUUUUACAGGUAAUUUCUAAAACACUCUACGAGUGUGAAGCACUUUCUUUGUUUUCCAUCUAAAAGACAAGCGCCCUUUAGAAAACAUUUCCAUCUACAGGAUCUUUCACCGUAGUGGCUUAUUAAGUUUUAAAGAACUGCCACUGAAUUUUAGCUUUGACAAUAAAAUAAGCACCUUGUCUUAGCAGCAGGUGUUUUCUCGGUCUUUUCUAUUCAGGCAGCAUCCACGGAUUUCUACGGCUAAAAAGCCCAAGACACACUACAGGAUGUGGCGUGCCAAUCAUCAAGUCUGGGUAACGGGUUCGUGGGCUGAUCUUUAAUCACUCCGCCUUUCCCCUCACACGCCUUCACCCCGAAGACUGGAGGGCUCCUGGGGACCCUCACCAAAAAAGGCAGGAAACCUAUUGCUCUCUCCACAAUGCAGACAGGUUUUCCAAUUUGAAUCCCCGUACCCAUCUAGGUCAGGGGAUGGGAGGGUCAGUCACGUGGCAGCAAACUGAGUCCCACGGCUCAUUCCACCAACUGUCCGGAGCUGGGGGCUCCGUAAGGCCAGGGCCAAACUUGCAACUGCCUCCCUUCGAAAACCUUCCAGAAACGUCGCUCUCCAAAUUCCAAUCCCCGCAUUCGCACCAAACACCCUACAUGGCAGUUCGGGCUCAGCCCGUGCAACGGCACUGUCAGCUACAGUUGAAAACAAGGAGGGGGUCGGUUCACCGCGCGCACUGAUCCCAAAUCAACUGCGCUUCCCCAGCCCCUUGCGUUCCCCAGGGCAAAAUGCUAAAGAGAAAACCUUUUCUCAACACCCUGAAAUGAACUUUUAGUCCUAAAGCGGAAGUCACUUUUACUUCCUAGUAGAGAGUCUGGUCACUUUUUUUUUCUUCCAAGUCCUUCAAAGAUAGAACUAUUUUUUUUCUCUCUCAUUCCGCGUCGAUUGCGGCAGCGGCGACGUCGUCGUCGUCGUCGACGUCGUCGUCGUCGGAUACGUCAUGACGCUGUAAGGUCGCUGCGCUACAUGGCUGCAGGAAAGAGUCGGAGUUAGGAAGAGGGGGAGGGCUGGACCCUGAAGUGAAUAUCUCAGGCCGUGGCGCGGCCUACGCCAGUCCUUUCCCUUUCUCAGCUGCCCCGCUCGGUCAUGGCUGAACACUCGGCCUCCAGACAUCCCGUGCCGCCCAUUGAGUCGGAGCUCUAUUUCCUCAUCGCCCGGUAUCUGUCCGCCGGUCCUUGCCGGAGAGCAGCCCAGGUGCUGGUGCAGGAACUGGAGCAGUACCAGUUGUUGCCGAAGAGAUUGGAUUGGGAAGGCAAUGAACAUGACUGGAAAUAUGAGGACUUGGUCUUGUCAAAUAAACAUGUGGCACCUGAUCAUCUGUUGCAAAUCUGUCAGCGUAUUGGCCCUAUACUGGAUAAAGAAAUUCCACCCUGUAUUUCCAGAGUUACAUCUUUGCUUGGUGCAGGAAGGCAGUCUUUGCUACGUACUGCAAAAGAUUGCCGGAAUACAGUUUGGAAGGGCUCUGCUUUUGCUGCUCUUCAUAGAGGAAGGCCACCUGAAAUGCCUGUAAAUUAUGGUUCACCACCAAACCUUGUGGAGAUAAAUCGUGCAAAACAACUUACAGGAUGUGCCUCAUUUAGCAUGGCAUUUCCAGGAAGUAUGUAUCAACAUAUAAAAAUGCACAGGAGGAUUCUGGGACAUCUCUCUGCUGUUUACUGUGUUGCAUUUGAUAGAACAGGGCACAGGAUCUUUACUGGUUCAGAUGAUUGUUUGGUAAAGAUAUGGUCUACACAUAAUGGCAGAUUGUUAGCCACAUUAAGAGGCCAUUCUGCAGAAAUUUCUGAUAUGGCUGUGAACUAUGAAAAUACUAUGAUUGCUGCAGGAAGUUGUGAUAAAAUAAUUAGAGUGUGGUGCUUGAGAACUUGUGCCCCAGUUGCUGUGCUUCAGGGACACACUGGCUCAAUUACAUCUUUGCAGUUUAGUCCAAAGGCUAAUGGCUCUGAGAGAUACAUGGUGUCUACCGGUGCAGAUGGGACAGUUUGCUUUUGGCAGUGGGACUUAAAUUCCAUGAAAUUCAGUAAUCGUCCUUUGAAAUUCACUGAAAAGCCUAGACCAGGGGUUCAAAUGCUUUGUUCAUCUUUUAGUGUUGGUGGCAUGUUCUUAGCAACAGGUAGUACUGAUCAUGUAAUCAGAAUGUAUUUUUUGGGCUUCGAAAUGCCUGAAAAAAUAGCGGAACUCGAAAGUCACACUGACAAAGUCGAUAGCAUCCAGUUUUCUAACAAUGGUGAUCGCUUCUUAAGUGGUAGCAGAGAUGGAACAGCAAGAAUUUGGAAAUUUGAGCAGCCAGAAUGGAAGAGUAUUUUGCUGGAUAUGGCAACAAGAUUGUCAUGUGACUCAUGUUCAGAAGAAGAGAAAUUUAUGAAACCCAAAGUAACAAUGAUAGCUUGGAACCGAAAUGAUACCCUUGUUGUCACAGCUGUAAAUGACCAUGUACUCAAAGUAUGGAAUUCUCAUACUGGACAGCUACUUCAUAACUUGGUGGGACACACGGAUGAAGUAUUUGUUUUGGAGACACAUCCCUUUGAUUCCAGGAUUAUGCUGUCUGCGGGUCAUGAUGGAAAUAUAUUUAUAUGGGAUAUCACAAAAGGCAUUAAGACAAAGCAUUACUUCAAUAUGAUUGAAGGACAAGGACAUGGAGCUGUAUUUGACUGUAAAUUUUCAUCAGAUGGACAGCAUUUUGCUUGUACAGAUUCUCAUGGGCAUCUGCUUAUAUUUGGAUUUGGAUGCAGUAAACCUUAUGAGAAGAUUCCUGAUCAGAUGUUCUUCCACACUGACUACCGACCACUGAUUCGCGAUUCAAAUAAUUAUGUCUUAGAUGAACAGACCCAACAGGCUCCUCAUCUUAUGCCUCCUCCAUUUUUGGUGGAUGUAGAUGGCAAUCCUCACCCAACUAAGUAUCAAAGACUGGUACCAGGUCGAGAGAACUCUGCAGAUGAACAUUUGGUUCCGCAGCUCGGAUAUGUGGCAACAAGUGAUGGAGAGGUCAUUGAACAGAUAAUAAGCCAACAUACCAAUGAUCUGGAUGAACAGAACCCAGAAGCCAGGGUUGUUCUUGAUGGAAUGAUAAGACAGUUACAGCAACAGCAAGAUCAGAGAAUAGGAGCAAAUCAAGAUGUUUUUCGAAAUGAUCUUCCAGAUGGGGAAGAAACACCAAGAAGAGGUUUUAGAAGACUAAGUUUAGAUGUCCAGUCUCCUCCGAAUAUUGGUUUGCGUCGUAGUGGACAAGUUGAAGGCGUUCGUCAGAUGCAUCAGAAUGCUCCACGUAGUCAGAUUGCCACAGAACGUGAUCUGCAAGCCUGGAAGCGAAGAGUGGUUGUUCCAGAAGUACCACUGAGUAUAUUUCGUGAUUCUUCAGCCAGAUAUUCUGAUUGGAGGGCUGAUGUUGGCAUUAAUCUUCAACCUCCUUUAAGAACCUCAUCGCGUCGUAGAAUUUUACGGUAUUGCAGUAGCUCAGAAGAUGAAGUAUCUGUUGAGAAGUUAUCUACUCCAAAGAGAAGGCGAAAGAGGAAAAAAUGUAAACCUAAGAAGUCGAAUUUGCAAAGGAUGACUCCAGCUGAGCUUGAAAAUAUAGAACUAUUAUAUGAAUUUCAUCCUCCAGUUUGGAUAACAGAUACUACACUUCGAAAAUCUCCAUUUGUUCCUCAAAUGGGUGAUGAGGUAAUAUAUUUUCGACAAGGUCAUGAAGCUUAUGUUGAGGCAGUUAGGAGAAAUAAUAUUUAUGAGCUGAACCCCAACAAGGAGCCAUGGAAGAAGAUGGAUCUUAGAGAUCAAGAAUUGGUAAAAAUAGUUGGGAUGCGGUAUGAGGUUGGUCCCCCUACACUAUGUUGCCUUAAGCUCGCUUUUAUAGACCCAGCCACUGGAAAGCUUCUGGACAAGUCCUUCUCUCUUAAAUAUCAUGAUAUGCCAGAUGUUAUUGACUUUCUUGUACUACGUCAGUUUUAUGAUGAAGCACGACAGAGGAACUGGCAAGCUCGAGACAGAUUUCGAUCUAUAAUUGAUGAUGCUUGGUGGUUUGGAACAGUGUUAAGUCAAGAGCCCUUUCAACCACAAUAUCCAGAUAGUCAUUUCCAAUGUUACAAUGUUAAGUGGGACAAUACUGAAAUAGAAAAGCUUAGUCCGUGGGAUAUGGAGCCAAUUCCUGAUAAUGUUGAUCCACCUGAAGAAUUGGGAGCUAGUAUUUCAGUGACUUCAGAUGAACUAGAGAAGUUGUUAUACAAACCCCAGAAUGGUGAAUGGGGUAAAAAAUCCCGGGAUGAAGAAUGUGAAAGAAUAAUCAAUGGCAUUGAUCAGCUUUUGAAUCUUGAUAUAGCUGCAGCUUUUGCAGGUCCAGUUGACCUGUGUACAUACCCAAAGUACUGUACAGUGGUAGCCUAUCCGACAGAUCUUUACACCAUUCGGAUGAGACUUGUCCAUCGAUUUUACAGGAGGAUUUCUGCCCUAGUCUGGGAAGUAAGGUAUAUAGAAUAUAAUGCCAGAACCUUUAAUGAACCUGGGAGUGCUAUUGCAAGAUCAGCUAAGAAGAUCACUGACCAACUUUUAAAAUUCAUUAACAAUCAAGACUGUACAAAUAUUUCUGAAUUUUAUAAUACUGAAGAUGAUGAACAAGGCUGCACAGAUGCUGAUGAUUUGGAUGAGCAUGAUCUUCCUAAAACUUCUUCUGGAAGAAUACGAGGGCAUCAUUGGAAGAAAAGGAACAAUAAUAAAACUAAAUAUGAUAAAAAUAAUUGGCAGAAGCAAUGUAAAGAACUAGUGAACUUAAUUUUCCAGUGCGAAGAUUCUGAGCCAUUUAGACAUCCUGUUGAUUUGGUUGAGUAUCCAGACUAUAGAGAUAUUAUAGACACUCCAAUGGACUUUGGAACAGUGAGGGAAACUCUGGAAGCAGGAAAUUAUGACAACCCACUGGAAUUUUGCAAAGAUAUUCGAUUAAUAUUUAGUAAUGCUAAAGCAUAUACACCAAACAAGAGGUCAAAGAUUUACAGUAUGACUCUUAGAUUAUCUGCACUAUUUGAGGAAAAAAUAAGGAGAAUUUCUUCUGAUUUUAAAAUUGGGCAAAAAUACAAUGAAAAAUUACGAAGAAGUCAAAGGUGUAAGAGAAGGCAAGGUUCUACAUGUGGCUAUCAAUCUAGCAAAUUCAGAAAUGUGAAAUGGAAACAAUUGAAAUCCCAGGCAAAGGUCAUACCUGACUUGGAAGGUUCUCCUACUCAGUCUACCUCUAAUAGUGCAGCUUGGUCUUCAAGCCAGAAGACCACAGUGAGCUUCUCUGCCAAUAUUACUUCUGGUGAUUCAUCUGAUUCUGCAUCAUCUGAAAAAAUUGGAAGGACUAGACCCAUAACUUUAGCAAACUCUACAAUAUUAACUGCUUCCAGUAGUUCAGAGGAAAAUAGAGAGAACUCUGAAUCUCCUGAGCCCUUAUUACGUAACGGGAUCUCCAGAAGCAGAAACAGAAACUUCAUUGUGACUAGAAAUAGAUCGUCUCAAAGGAAAAAUGGUUCUGUCUUUUUAGAAAAUGGUUGUGGUAGAAAAGCUGUACGCAAAAGGGUCUACUUGAGUGAUUCUGAUAAUUCAGUACUGACUAGUGAAACAAUCAAAGACAAAGCUGGAAGUAACCGAAAAAUCCCACGAAAGUGUGCUGCCGUGGCUGCUAAUAAGAUUAAGCUAAUGAGUGACGUGGAAGAAGAUUUGAGCUCAGGAAGUAUUUGCUCUGCAAGCAAAAUCAGCAGGAAACUGCCUCACCGAAAUGCCUCUGCUGCAGCUAAAAAAAAGUUAUUGUAUAACUCUGAGGAUGACCAAAGUUUAAAGACAGAAAGUGAAAAAGAACUAAAAAAACAAAAUCAGCCAGCACCAGAGAUGUGUUCUGGUGCUGCUAGGAAAAGUGUCAGUGAAUCUGAAAAUGGAAGUUCUGAAUCUGAAAGUAAUUUAAUGGGGUCACAAAAGAAUUGGCGUGCUAAUGGUUAUAAAGCCCAUGCUGGAACAGGUUUUACAACAAAAUUUCCCUUAAUAGAAUCUUCUGAGGAAGAUUCAGAAGGCUAUAAUUCAGAGAAUGGCAAUAAAAGAGCUUGUCCAUCAACUUCUGCUGAGAAAUCUAAGGCCAGAAAGAGUUCUAAGGAGGAUGCAGAUUCUGAGCCAAGUGAAUGGAGUGGUAAAAAAUGCAAGAAAACUUGUUGGAAGGGUGCUACUGUAUUUAGGAAAGCAAAAGUCCUAAGUGAUUCCGAGGACUCUGAUGAAGAUGAAAAGAAUGAAAAAGAAGCUGGAAGACAUUGUAAGAUAGUGAAAACAUCUUUGAAUUCAGGGAAUUUGGAGGAUAAGCCUCUUACUGUUUCCAAGUAUUAUUUGAAACAUGAAUCUGAAACAGAUUUGGAUUCUGACCAUAGUUAUGAUGACAAUACAGAACCAAAUAAAAGGACAGCAGAUAUUAUGAAAGAUUCUGUAUCCCAAGAAAAUGGACACAAUGGAAAAGCUUCUAAGAAAAGGAUAUGCUCCAGUGACUCAGACAGCAAUUCUUCAGAAGUAGUUAAAUCAUUAAAAGGCAAAAUUGGUUUCCGAAGGAUUCCACGGAGAAGUGCUACAAUGGCUGCCAAUAAAAUAAGGUUAAUGAGUGAUGAAGAAGAUUUUAAUUCAGAAAAUGUGUGCACUAGAAGCAAUGGGUAUAGGAAAAAGACCCUUAAUUGUGCUUCUACUAAACCUGAGAAUGCAUUGUAUGGUUCUGAGGGAGAUACAAGUUUAAAGAGUGAAACAGUGUUGAAUGAACAAAGUACCUCUGAAGAUCAACUACUUGAUACUGGUUCUGAUAGUAGUAGGAAAAAUGUUAGUGAGUCUAUAAAUGGAGACUUAGACUCAGAAAGUAAUCAGAAAUGGCGUAGCAAUUGUCUCAAAUCUACUAGUGCUGCAUCUCAUACAACAAAAAAUCCCCCAAUUGAAUCUUCAAAUGAAGAUUCAAAAAGCCAUAAUCCAGAAGAUAAGAAGAGGAAAAUUCCUUUCCAGUCAACUUUGGUACAGAGGUCUACUUCAGAUAAUAGUGUUGAAGAUGAAAUGAGUUCUGGGGUAGGAAAAUGGACAGGUAGAAGAACCAGACGGAAAACUCGUCAAAAGAUUCCUUUCAGAAAGGCUGAAGUUCAUCAUGAGCAAGUCACAACAGAGUCUGAAAAGGGGAGGAAGAGAAAAUGUUCUGAAUCAAAAAUUUUGGAAGGUUCUGAAAUAGCAGCUAGUUCAAAGACUAAUCCCAAAUGUGAUUCAAAUCUGGAAACAGAAACUGAUUCAGAUACUGCCUAUAGCGAUAAUAUAAAAACAAAAAAGAGAAAAAGGAAUAGAAAAGCAAAUGUUGUUAGAAGAGGUGGUAAUACUUUUAAAGGUAAUGUAUCUAAACCAAUGAGAUUACCAAGAAAAAGCAAACGACCAAGGUUAAGGUUGGAUGAUAACGACUGGGAGGAUUUGGACUACGCAAAAACUAAAAAAGCUCCACGACGUUCAAAAAUAAGAACAAGAAAUCAGGGUAGAAGAACUGUAAGAUAUAAUUAUGGGGAUGAUGAUAGAGUUUUAGAUGUAGAAAAUGUUUUUGAUACAGGUGAUUGCACCUUAUGACCUUGAGGGAAAACCAGUUCAUUUUUUAGAGGAAUUGAGCUGGAAUUUGUGGUGAAUAUUGGCUGUUCCAGUGAUUUUUUUUUGUUCUAUAAUUCAGGGAAUAUAUUUAUAUUUUUCUAUGAAAAAGUUAUGAAUGUGACUAAAUCAUGACUGUCCUUUUCCUUAUUUUUCCUUGACCUUGCUUAGGUAGCAGCAUUUAGCACAGGUGCCAAAAUAAGCUUCAUUUUGGGGCAGCUCUCAAUUUUGACUCUAUGUGACUACAUAUAGCAAGAGUUUAAAAUCUGUUUUAUGUCUAUAAACACUAGACAUCUGGGUAGUAUUAAAUGGUUGAUCAUUAUUUUCACAGUACCAAGUUAAUACUUUUCAUAGUUACUACUUUAUUAAAUUCUUUAGCAAGUCAUAGUUUCUGUUCUCCUUUAUGUAAUAUAAUUUCAUGUGAAGGUUUACAAAUAACUCAUAACAAGAGCAUACUGACAUUAAGAUCAUGGGAAGAGGAACUAUUUACUAGGUAGACAGAUACUUAAACAUUUUGUUUUGGUUCCCAUUAAAAACUUUUAUUGCCACCACA